Molecule: messenger RNA, 5188 nt
Organism: Haliotis rubra (blacklip abalone)
Lineage: Eukaryota; Metazoa; Mollusca; Gastropoda; Lepetellida; Haliotidae
Product: protein wech-like
Exons: 3
Coding region: 176-2107 (643 amino acids)
Molecular function (GO): protein binding; zinc ion binding
Source: RefSeq, a predicted model, not a curated record
UUUCACAAUCGGUGUUCAAGGAAAUAAUGCAUGAGUUCGAAUGUAUCCUGGCUGGCAAACCAACAAUAGGCGAUAACCAUAUCUGGAUACUUGGGUUUAUUCACAACAGCGAGCAACAUGUGCACACUUUCCCUCUACACCGGUUGUGAUUUCAAAGCUGGCUGCCUCAGUUAGGAUGGCGACCUCUCAGAAGUUAACAGACCACUUUCUGACAUGUACAAUAUGUACAGAGGUGUUUGACAACCCAUGCACACUUGCGUGUAAUCACACCUUCUGUCGGAAAUGUGUCAUCAGCUACACCAAAACCAAACCAGAAGCCAUCAGUGCCAAGUCUCUUCUGUGUCCAUUCUGCAGCAAGAUGACGAAAGUGUCUGAGCCUGGCAGACCAGUGGAGGAGUGGGCGGACGAUGUGAAGCCAAGCUUUGUGAUCCAGGGACUGUUGGACUCAUUUGGCCCUGGAUCUAAAGAUACAACUAACUGCCGUUAUUGUAAGGAAGAAGGGGAGACAACCCUUGCUACCUCCUGGUGCUCUGUCUGUGACGACGCCCUCUGUGAACGAUGUGUACGGAUGCACAAUCGCAAUCCAUCCUCCCGUCACCAUGACGUAGUCGGCAUGUCUCCAGAGGUCAAGGUCAGAAGAAGAAGGCAAGGGGUUAUGUGUAAGGAUCACAAAGAUGAGGUUAUAAAAUUGAUGUGCAAAGACUGUAAGAAAGCAGUUUGUCAAACAUGUUGUAUUAUCUAUCACAGAAAUUGUAGAUGUGUUGUCGAAAUUGAGUCAGAAAUACCAACAAUGAAAUCAGAGCUGGAAAAGAAUAAACAUAAUUUGUUGGAGAGGUGUGCUGAGAUAAAAGCACUCGUUGACAAACAGAAAACAACAUCCAAAGAGGAAUCAAAGCAUUAUUUACAAAUGGAGUCUGACAUUAAGUCUGCCACAAACAAAGUGAUUGAUAUGCUGAAACAGAAGGAAAAGAAGCUUCUCAGUGAGCUGAAAGAGAUGUCAGACAAACACCUAGGUCAGUUAAAAGCAGACAUAAAAUCAGGAGAGAUGUCAGUACAGGUGUACCAACAACAGGCUGAGUUGAUAGACCAGGCUCUACAAUCUGAGUGUGACAUGGACGUGUAUGAGAUGUAUCGGGGAUGUGAGGCCGGUGAUGUGGACGCUGUUACAGACGUGAAGGAGAGGGGGAGAAUAGCCAGAACCGUUUUCAGACAGGACACAGGCCAGCUGAGUAGAGCACUUGACGAUCUACAGCUGGGUGAGAUUGAUGUCCAGUAUGAGAGUGUGCUGGACAUGAAGGCAACUCCUAUGUUACACAACACUAUUAACGCCACAGUCGGAGACAUUGAAGAAGCAUAUCUUGUAGACAUCACAGUGGUUGUUGUGAAUGGUGUAGAUACGGUCGUUGUCACAGACGCACUUAACAAAAGUGUGAAGUCCUUCUACACAAGUAAUAACAAAGUGUUCCACUGUAAGCUCAGUCUCGGUGACACGCCGUGGGGUAUAACAAGGCUGAAACACAACCAGGUGGCUGUCACUCUGUCAGAUACCAGUCAGAUUGUAACAGUUGAAGUCAACCCUGACCUUGUGUUGCUGUCAACCAUCACAACCAGCAAACAGUACUCGGGUAUAACGUCUCUGACACCAUCAACACUAGCAGCGGGUUCCGAGUCCCCUCCCUGUGUUGAUAUCCUAGAUAUGACGGGACACGUGAUGAGGAGUAUCAGUCCACUCCACAAUGGAAACAACAUAUUACAAGCACCAUUAUUCCUCUGUACUACGAGUAAAGGAAACAUCCUUGUGUCUGAUUUGAAAUCCAAGUGUGCUGUUUGUUUGACCCCUGGGGGAGAUGUGGUGUUCACCUACAGCCCUACAGGAGCCACAGCACUGGAGCGUCCAGCUGGUAUCACAGCUACCAGCACAGGUGACAUCCUGGUUACCGAUAGCUCUCUAGAGAGGGUCAUCCAUCUGACUGAGUCGGGGACGUUUGUGAGAAAUAUUCUGACAUCCCAGGAUGGUAUUGAGGGUCCCUGGGGUCUGUGUCUAGAUAGGUCUGGCUAUAUGUACGUGUGCAUGUCAAAUGUGGUUACGGUUUUCUCACUGCACUAGAUGGGGAUAGGACUAAACCAAGUUUUGUUAUAACAGCUACAGGACGGUGGGUGUAGCCUAGUGGUUAAAGCGUUCGCUCGUCACGCCAAAGACCCGGGUUCGAUUCCCCACAUGCGAACAAUGUGUGAAGCCCAUUUCUGGUGUCCUCCGCCGCUACAUAGCUGGAAUAAUUGCAAAAGGCUGCGUUAAUCUAAACUCACUAACUCACUAUAACAGCUAUACGGUCUUUGUUGUGUUGCUCAGGGGUGUGUCUGUUUUGGACUGUGAUUGUCAGCAUUUUGGAAACAUCAAAUAUGUUGGUAUCAUAAUGUUUAGUAUGCGGGUUCGGGAAGUUCAUGAUUUGUCACAAGUGUGUCUUGAGCCAAACCCUAAUUAUAUUACUUAGGGUUUUGUUUCCCCUUGCUGUUUAAGCAGUGAGAAAAUGACAAAUAGGAGUAUGACAAUUUGAGUAUGACUGAUAAAUGGAUUAUAUAAUCAUGGUAACAAUGUUACAUAUGUAUCUCCCACUGAGUCGACAGAUAUGGAUAAUAUGGAUAAUAAGAAUAAACAUUCACUAUGAGAGUCUUUAAACAGCAGCACGCACAACACAUUGUGCAAACCUGCCCUUCAGGAUUUUACUGCGCAUCACUCAAUAAUAUAGCAAAAUUUAUCUCCCUUAGACCGGUGAGAAAUUGCAAAUAUGCUCUUACCUUGCGGCGGUUGCUUGCCUGCUGCUGCUGCGGCGAUGAUGAUGAUUUGCAUUUGAGGUUGAAGCCUCAUGAUGCAUAUUUCGCACACGGUGUGACUGGAUUCAGUUUAAUGUACAGAAAGGUUGAGUGGAUUACAUCACGUGACACAUCCCAGCUAGUUGACUUAUGUUGACGGACUGGAAAAAGGUAAAUGUUUGAAAAGCAGAUUAUUACACUCUUUGUGUCAUGGGUAUGUCAGAAUAGGUAAGUUUCGUCCGGGUCGAAUAUGUCGCCAUGUUGUUCACCCAGUCUGGUCUACUGGUAUCAAACUGAUGUGGAAACCCACAUCGUUCAUGUUCGUCUUAAUAUACUUUGAUCUGGAGACAUUGACUCUAAAUCGGGUGACAUUCUUCUUCGGGCGAAGGAUUUUUCUGCGGAAAAUAUUGCUGGUACCGGUCUCAGUUUAUCUCCUUUCAUGGCAAAGUUGAUGUGUUCACUUGGGUACUUGAUGAAAAGAUUUAAACACUGGGAAAUCGGAAUAACCCUAUUUCUCAUGGGAUGCUGGAUGAAGAAAGUCUUGGGAAUCAAAAGAAAGAUAACGAAAACGUCAUCUCGUUGUUUGCUUAAACUGUACAACAGUGGGCAACAAUAACAAUGGCGAAAACAGAUGACGAACAGCUGAUUUAUCGACUGGUCUUAUUCAAAGCUGGAUGAAGAAAGUCAUGCGAAUCAAGAGUAAGAAAGUCUCCAACGGAAACGUCUACUCGCGACUUUAACUUUCCUAAAACUGUAGAGUGGGCAACAAAAACAACGGGGACAACAGAUGACCAACAGCUGAUUUAUCGACAGGUCGUCCCUACAUCUUCUUCAACAGCCAACACCAACAGAGACUCUAUAGGAAUAUGGCCGUGAUCUUAGUGACAUAGCUUGUCAGUAUCUAUAUCAUGAUGAUGCUGACAUCCACUGUACUAGGAGAGAAAUACAUCUUUAUUCUCAAAACAUUAACGCAUUAACGGUUUGAUAUCUAAAUGUUGUUAUUCUGAAUUCAUUGAUUUCUGUUGCAUGCACGAUGUGUUUUCUUUAUUGAAACAAUGUUUAAUGUUGUUUCAGAUGCUAUGCUAAGAGUCUUUGUUAUACAUGACUGCUAUAUAAGUGAACUUCCACGAGCAUCAAACCCAGGAGAUAUUCUGGUGGUAUAGCUGUAUGCUAAGUGGAUCUUGUGAUAUGUUUAUUCUACGGAGAAGGGAAACCUGUUGUAUUUACUACAAAAAAACAUUAUUAACUAUUUCUUCCUUUAUAAACCGAAGAGAUCGCCCUACUAUGAAAAACUAAAAGUGUGGAUUUGGGCAGUUAUAAGUAUUCUGUUACAAAUAGUAUAUGCCUAUUGUGAGAUGUGUUCAUUCAUGUUAUGUGGUGACUUUAAUGCCAGAACAUCCAAUGAUUGAGAUUUUAAUCCAAAUGAGUGAGUAAGUGAGUAAUUGAACGAGUUUAGUUUUACUCCGCACUCAGCAAUAUUCGAGCUAACAUUGCGGUGGUAAUCCAAAUGAUGAUGUGUCACACCGACAAGGAUGUAUGCUAAGCCCCUAUGGUUUUCAUGUUUCAUUAAUGAACUUGUGAUUGACAUGUAUGAAGGUUGUAACGUUGGUAUUUUGUAACUUGGGAAAUUGGGGAUAUUUUGCUUUUACAUUUUGCCUAGACAUUGUAACUUUAUCAUUUUCACGUUUAAACUUUUUUUUAUGUUAAUUGUGGAUAAAAGUAUUGUUAUUUUCCGUAACGGACGUAUUUAACACACCAUGAAAAGUGGAAAAUUUGUAACGCAGAACUGAAAGCUGUUACAUAAGCUGUUUUUAUAAGAAAUAGCCAAGUUUUACUUUUGUCAGUUCGUACCGGUUUUGAUUGUUAAAUUUAUCGAAUCCUUUUAUGUGGUGCAGAAAUUUGUUGAACUAAAUAUUAUAAUUUGACUGAAAUGAUUCACGCGUCUUUAAAGCAGUACAAAAGUUGGUAAAUUUGCAUCAAACAAGGCAUUUUUGGGUGAAGUGGUUCGCUCGGUAUCAGCUACUCAAGUUCGUGUUUUACAAUAAUAGAUCAAAUUGUAAAGAGCAAAUUAUGUCAGAUCUCACCAAUGUUAUACAAUGUUUAAUUUGCUUGAUGACAGAGGUAAAUGUAAAUGCUAUUGGGUUUCUGAAGUGAGGGGAAAUGUAAUGUUUACCUUGUUUUGAUUUGUUUUGAUUAUUCAAUAUGUAUCAAAUCAUUGUUAUUAUAUAUAUUUGGACAUGUGUCAGAGAUAUUUCAUCUUAGAACUGUUACUUCUAUGUACAAAGUUCAAAAUGUCAUCAACAUUACGCUUAUCAUAUUUUUUCCUCCAGCCUGGAAUGUAUAUGACACAUUUACUCGAUAAAUAAUUGAUACCUGC